Molecule: messenger RNA, 1350 nt
Organism: Miscanthus lutarioriparius
Lineage: Eukaryota; Viridiplantae; Streptophyta; Magnoliopsida; Poales; Poaceae
Source: the annotation of a GenBank genome assembly
AUGAGGCUAAGAUCCACCCUAGAGGCACCACUUGGGCUCAGGGUUCUCUUGACCAUGGUCCGAGUGAUAGUAGAAAGGACUCUUCGUGUUGCCAAGAGAACUACUAGCCAGGGUAUUAGAGUCAAAGACGACGCCCUGGACGGGCAAAACGACAACUAUCUAAAUACGAUGGAAAGAUAUUAUGCUAAGAAAGAUGCAUCAAAUAGUAAUACAGGAAAUAAAGAGACAGAGAGUCGGCUUGAACAGAAAAGACCGAGGAUUGAACUUGAUUUGAGAGAUAUAGUUGAUGAUCCAGGCAAUAGAAAGCCAAUUGAUGAGUUUCAUCAUGACAUUAGGGAUGAGGCUAGGAGAGCGUAUCUACAGAAAGGUCCAUAUAGGCCAACUGGUCAUAAGUUUUCAAAAACAAAAGUCAAUGGUAAAGGUCAAGCAAGAGGAUUUGUUGGAUCAUGGUUUGAUCAAUUUGAUUGGUUUGUCAAUGAUAAAGGAAAUGUCAUUGAGAGGUUUCUUGGCAUUGAACAUGUUUCUGGCACCACAUCAUAUUCACUAAAGGAAGCAUUGGAUACUAUGCUUAGGAGGUAUGGUCUAUCUAUUUCCAAGAUUAGAGGACAAGGAUAUGAUGGAGCUUCAAACAUGAGAGGACAGUUUCAUGGAUUACAAAGGCUGGUAUUAAAUGAAAACCCAUUUGCCAAGUGUUGUACUUCAACAUUUGAUUUCUUCAAUUAUGUCACUUCAAUUGUCAAUACUGUUAGUGUUUCUUGCAAAAGAAAAGAUCAACUCCUCCAAAAUCACCAUGACCAUCUUGUUCAGCAAUUAGAUAGUGGUGAUAUUUUUCCUGGGAGAGGGAAAAACCAAGAAACUAGUCUUGCUAGGCCUGGUGAUACACGGUGGGGAACACAUCACAAAACAUUGGCACGUCUUAUGCUCAUGUGGGGUUCUGUACUUGAGGUGUUAGAGAAUGUUAGUGAAGAUGGAACUGAUGGGGAAAAGAAAACUAUUGCAUCUGGAUUAAUAACAAAAAUGGAGUCAUUUGAAUUUGUGUUCAUAUUACAUCUUAUGAUUAGAGUAUUGGGGUUGACUCAAGAAAUAUCACAAUGUUUGCAAAGGAAAAAUCAGAACAUUGUUCGGGCAAUAGGAUUGAUUGGUUCUGUGAUGAGAAAUAUGAAUGCCAUGAGGGAAAAUGGUUGGGAUGAUCUUUUUGAAGAGGUCAAAAGCUUUUGUGUCCAAAAGAAGAUAGACAUUCCUAAUAUGGAAGAUAUGAUACCAGUUAGAGGUCGUUCCAAAUUCCGUGGUGCCAAAUUAGUGACACACUACCAUCAUUUUUCAUCAUGGAAUUUUCAUUGCUGUGAUUGA